Molecule: messenger RNA, 458 nt
Organism: Prorocentrum cordatum
Lineage: Eukaryota; Dinophyceae; Prorocentrales; Prorocentraceae
Source: the annotation of a GenBank genome assembly
GAAGUCUCGUGGAGCUGGCUGGAGAUGGUCGCUCAGAUGGGCCCAGAAACUAGGGCGCAGGUGGCCAGCGGGCCUGAUGGUUGCAGUGGCGGCCUCGUUCGGUGCGUGGUGUCCGCCCGCCCCAAAAGCUGCGACCACCAGCGCUGCUUCGCCUCCUGGCACCACAGGGGCGACGAACGCGGCGAACACCAGGACAACUACGACUUCGUGAUCUACCGCAAGGACUUCUCGGUUGUCCGCUUCCACCCCAAUUGGAAAUCCAAGGAUUUCGACUUGUGCGAGGCGGACCCGCGCGCAUCUGCCGUGCCUCCACCCAGGGAUGGUUGCGGCGGCAGUAAUUGCGCUUGCACGUGCAAGUACUGCAAGCACAUCGACAGGGCGGGGACUGGCAGGGUCGACAGAGAGCGCGGCGACGGGAUGCCUCCAGGCGACUUGGGCUACCAGUCGGGCCGCGACCA